AUGACAUCUGAAGCGAACUGGGAGAAAGUUGCCGCGGGGAAGCGCGCCGCCCUCGCGGAAUCCAUUCCGACUCAAUACCGCAUACCCCAGGACAAGUUUCCACCGGAAUCACAACUCGAUGUCACGACGUGGCCCAGAGAAUCUGGAUGGCUUACGGAGUCAGAACUCGCGAUCACUGGGAGCACCGCGUCAGAUAUCCUCGAGAAGAUCGCGUCGAAAGCAUGGAGCGCCGAAGACGUCACGGUCGCGUUCUGCAAAUGCGCCGCAGCAGCGCAUCAACUGACGAAUUGUCUCAGCGACGCCUUCUUCGAUGAAGCGGUGCAACAAGCUAAAUCCCUCGAUGAGCAUCUCGAACGAACUGGCAAGACCGUAGGACCGCUCCAUGGCCUGCCUAUAUCGCUUAAAGACAACUUCAACGUAAAGGGGAAAGACAGCACCGUAGGCUUCACCUCGUUAGUGAACCAACCGGCCGAAUACGAUGCGACGCUGGUAGAGAUACUGCGUCGACUGGGCGCUGUCCAGUAUUGCAAGACCAAUGUGCCAACAGCCAUGAUGAUCGCAGAGUCCGUGAACAACACAUUCGGCCGUACCGUCAACCCGCUCAACCGCAAAGUCACGUCUGGUGGAUCCUCAGGCGGAGAAUCAGCCCUCAUCGCAUUUGGAGGGAGCCCUCUGGGUGUCGGAACAGACAUCGGCGGCAGCUUGCGUAUCCCAGCGGCAUGUACCGGUAUCUUCACUCUGCGCCCCUCCUUCGGUCGCUUCACCACACAACGAUGCAGAUCCGGUCUCGCUGGCCAGGAAGCAGUACAAUCCGUAAACGGACCCAUGGGAAAGACACUGUCGGAUAUCACCAUGUACUCCAAAGCCAUCAUCGACGCAGAGUGCUGGAAGCUAGACCCAAAGAUGCUGCCGAUACCGUGGCGGCACGUAGAUCUUCCUAAGAAGCUUAAGAUCGCGGUGCUUUACAACGACGGUAUUUGUUUGCCUACACCGCCUGUGACACGUGCGCUGAAGGAGACGGCGGUCAAGCUGAAGAAGGCUGGGCAUGAAGUUUUGGCUUGGAAUCCAAAGUUGCAUGCUAAAGCGAUAGAACUUCUGGGGCGCAUGUUCGUCGCUGAUGGAGGGAAGAGCGUUGAGGCUUUACUCGGCGUAACAGGCGAGCCGUACCGGCCAGAAAUGCUCCAGUACAAAGACGCAAAAGAGCUGGGUGUCUAUGACAUGUGGAAGUUGCAUACGGAGAGAUCUGAGCUACAGCGGCAAUACUUGGAACAGUGGAUGGCCAUUGAGGGACUCGAUGCCAUUCUAGCUCCAACAACCCCAUACUCAAGCGUAGCGCACGGCGACUUCAAAUACGUCGGAUAUACCGGCGUGUACAACGUGGUUGACUACUCUGCUACGUCGUUUCCUUGCGGAAUCUCGGUCGAUAAGGCGUUGGAUAAGUAUGCGAGUGACUAUAAGGCUCAGAGCGAUUACUGUCAGGGUGCUUAUGAUAGCUAUAAUCCUGAACUGCUUCAUGGCCUGCCGGUCAGUCUGCAGCUCGUUGCGCAACGGCUGGAAGAGGAGAAGGUGCUUGCUAUGACUGGGAUUGUGCUUGAAGCGAUACGGUCGUGA
This is a messenger RNA of Alternaria conjuncta, 1611 nucleotides long. RefSeq lists its product as uncharacterized. The record is from RefSeq and is a predicted model, not a curated record. The coding region runs from base 1 to 1611 and encodes 536 amino acids. The transcript has 7 exons. NCBI's taxonomy places the organism in Eukaryota, Fungi, Ascomycota, Dothideomycetes, Pleosporales, Pleosporaceae.